GACCUGCGAUAUUCGACUGGAAAAGACGAGCUCUGACAGCUGAACAUCAGCUCUCAGACUGUAGGGAUAUCUAGGAGCAGAGAACCGGUUUCACCUCAGUGUUGGCAAUGGCGUCAUGUUCCAAUGCAGCGACUGCCAGUGGCAGCAGCACGACGGUUGCGAAAAAAGCGUCUAGCCAAGAAAAGCCGGCUGCGGCUGUGACCCUGAAGCUGAGAAAGCCGAAGGAGAAACGUGGCAUCCAGUGGGACGAGACAGCGGUGGACAACGAACACAUGGGGAAGAAAAGUUCAAAAUGUUGCUGUGUGUACACCAAGCCGCGUGCGUUUGGCGAGUCCAGCAGCGACGACAGCGACUGCGACGGUGAAGAGCGCCACAGACGCAAGUUCCACUCCAAGGAGGAGUCCAAGCCCAAGAAGACACCGUGCUGCGACGACAGCCAUUAGUCCUCCUGCUCCGUCGCCUUGCCUCGUCCUCGUGUUGCGGUUCCUCUUCCGUUGUAUUCGUCCUCUGCUCGGAUUGUCUGUGCCUUCACUAGGAGGUCCUUGAGUUUGCCAUCUGGGGAGUAUGUCGCACACAGGAUGUACUGUUAGCACGGGGGAUACUCUUACUCCAUUAUAUGUACACGCGUGUAGACUCGUACAGGCUACGCGUGCUCGGAUUGUCUGUGCCUUCUCUAGGAAGUCCUUGAGUUUGCCACCUGGGGAGUAUUACGCACACAGUAUGUAGAUCUACACGCACUGCCAGCACCGCGGGUAUAUAACUCUCUCGCUCCGUUAUACGUACACACGCGCGCGCGCGCGUAGACCCAUGCAGACGACACACGUGAAGGCCGUUGAGUUUGCCACCGAGCGAGCAUUUCGCACACAAGAUGUCCAUGCACUGUCCGGGCCGUGGAUAUAACUCUCGCUUCGUGAUAAUUAUGUACAUGUGUCUGGACUCGUGCAGACUACAGAUGCGUCAUGUUGCUGGUCGACGGUUCAUACAGUAUAAUUCAUAGUGUCCCUUGCCAUCAUUGUUGCCGUGUUUUCAGAUCUAUGUGUGUGCUGCUGACGUGUUACGGUAGUCCGUUUGCCCAGGUCCGUGACUUGCAGAGAAGAUAAACAUGAUAUACUCUUGCCAUGACAAAGACCAAGACCAGUGUGUCUGUCUCGUCGCUCAGUCUCCGUUUAGUUAGUUAUUCAUGUGGAAUGUUGCUCAGGUCCGUGACUUGCAGAGAAGGUAACAUGAUGGACUGUUGCUAUGACCAAGGCCAGUGUGUCUGUGUCGUCGCUUAGUCUCCGUUUAGUUCGUUAUUCAUGUGGAAUGUUGCUCGGGUCCGUGACUUGCAGAGAAGGUAACAUGAUGUUCUGUUGACGUGACCAUAUCCACAAGGCCAGAGUGUCUAUGGCGUCGCUCAAUCUCCGUUUAGUUAGUUUGUCAUGAGAACUGCUGCCUUGUCCGUGACUGCGUGAAGCCUGUUUGCCGCUUGCUUGCAUUGAGCAACAACAGUGUGCGUGUGUGUCGGAGAGCAACUGACGUAUGGCUGAGUCACGGAGUGUGCUCUUUUCGUCGCCAUACUAUAUGCCUCUGCUGCUUGCUACCUGAACCUGCUCUCAGUCGGCGUGUCAUCGCGUGUCCAGCCCCUCGCGUGCUCUCAACGGUGUGCUUCGUCAUCGUGUGUGUGUGUGUGUGUGUGCAUUAGCUCGGCGGCCGGCAGCGUGGACUGCUUGCGUGCUCACGGGAUUGGAACGUUUGUUGUAGCGUGCGUCGUUGUGAGACGAGACAGGGGAGUAGUAAAUUACCUACUCAUCUCUGGUGAGACCAGUGGCAGUAGUCGUAGUAGUAUGCUGCGAUAUCACAGUGCUACCUGGUGCCUAGUCCUGUGCUUGACGGUCACUCCCCUGGCUCUUGGUUGUGUGAAACGGUGUUCAGCCGUGUUACAACCAGGCUGCACAAGCCUGUGGACCAGGGAGUCGGUAUUUUUCGACUCCCUGCUGUGGACUGCUGAUCGUGACUGUGACUAUGUGAGCAUUGUGGUGCCAUGCUUGAAUUUUUUUGGUGUGUGUGGUGGACAGUUGCAGUGCCGGAAGCAUCUGGUGCCUGUACCGCCGAGCCCUCGUGUCGUGCGUGCGUGCGUGUGUGCGCGGUGACCGUUCCGGGAGAUGGCCUCUUCUGUUCUGGCAUCGUAAGGUGGCUGCUGCACUGCAAUUGGGGUGAUACUGUUGGAUUGCUUUUGUGUGUCACAACACAUUUAAACCAUAGACUGUACAUAAUGCCAUUAAUGGACGUGCAUCAGUGUAAUUAUUUUCUUUUCGGCUGCAAUAAUUAGUACUAAUUACUUGUAUUUUUCACUACUUCAUAUUAUUGGGCUUCGUUUUCAGAUCUGCAACUUGAGUGUUGCACUAUGAUCGCCAUCAUUAUUCGAACUUGAGUUUAGGCCGCUGAGAAACAUCUACUAGUAUUAGUUAUUGCUGUCUCGCUGUUUCUUUGUCGACUCUAAACCCUCUUUACGGGCGAAACUGAUUACAAUUUACCGUUGUGAA
Sycon ciliatum is the source of this 2522-nucleotide messenger RNA. Its product is annotated as E3 ubiquitin-protein ligase PPP1R11-like. Gene Ontology annotation, cellular component: nucleus. Bases 108 to 443 code for a protein of 111 amino acids. Gene Ontology annotation, molecular function: protein phosphatase 1 binding; protein serine/threonine phosphatase inhibitor activity. The record is from RefSeq and is a predicted model, not a curated record. Lineage: Eukaryota; Metazoa; Porifera; Calcarea; Leucosolenida; Sycettidae. The transcript is spliced from 3 exons.